AUGGUUCAAACCGCUCUACUAGCGUCGGAACCCCCUAUUGAGCAACUAGCCUCAAAAGCGGACGAGAUCAUAGCCAUCCAGACUACUCCCACAAGUUUCAGCUUCCUGCAUCACCCCGGUUCAACCGCGAUCGUGGACGAGGGCUACGCGCCCCAGUACGUCACACCUACAGCCGCCGCCGUUCCCCGACUCCAGCAGGGCGCGUUGGUGCAAACCCCCUUGCUCGUGGCCGGGAAACGGGGCACCGCGGGAACUAGUAGCGCCCAUCUCUCGCGGCUCCAGACGCCUACUCUACGUCCGCGACAACAAUUUUCCCCCGCGGUUCUUGGUGGACACAGGAGCGGAAGUCAGUCUCAUUCCCGCAUCCCUCAAAGACAGACAAUUGCCUGCUUCUCGCAUAUUUGGGGGCUGCCAACUGUUUUGCCCCUCAACGUAUACGGUGAGUGCUCAUUGACCCUCCUUUUCAGCGGCACUCCGCACUCGAAGCUGACAUGGGUUUUCCUUGUCGCCGACGUACAGCAGCCGAUCCUCGGAGCUGAUUUCCUGGCUCACCACGGAUUCACGGUGGACCUUAGGCGGGAGUGCCUUGUGCACAGUCAGGGACCCGCACCUACGCCCGUCGGCCCUGCAGCCAGUGGGCAUCUCCCUGCACCUUUUUUCGUAAGAAGGACGGCGACUGGCGUCCCUUUUGGGGGUUAUCGUCCCUCAAUACAGCCACCGCACCGGACCGCUACCCCUCCCGCACCUCCACUCCUUCACACGGGAGCUCUCGGGGUGCACGAUUUCUCUAAAAUCGACCUCGUCAGAGCGUACCACCCAAAACCCCAUCGCCAAGGAGGACAUUUCCCCAAGACAGCUGUGACCACGCCCUUCGGCCCGUACGAAUUCCUGCGAAUGCCGUUCGGACUCCGCAACGCCGCCCUGACCUUCCAGCGCUUCAUGGACGUUGUCCCCGCGGCCUACAGGGCGUCUUCGUCUACAUUCGACGAUAUAAUCAUCGCCAGCAGCAACAGUGAGGAACACCAGCAGCACCUCCGGGCCCCUUUGACCGCUUGCAGGGAGCCGGAGUCGUCAUCAACCCUGGUAAGAGUCUUUUCGGAGUCUCCUUCUCACCUUCUAGGUCACACGAUUACCGCCGACGGUAUUACCCAGCUCAGGAGAAGGGCAGCAGUAUCAGGCAGUUUCCCCAAGCCAACAAUGAAGACACAGCUUCGGAAAUACCCCAGCAUGAUUAACUUCUUCAGGAGGUUCAUCCCGAAGUGUGCACUUCUUCGGCACCUCUGCAACGUCUCCUCCGCUCCAUCCCGGUCGGGACGCGGCAGAGACGUUACUUGGACCUUUGAGGCGAUCGAAGCUUUUUGGGCUAGCAAGGACGCCUUAGCCUCGGCGACCCUCCUCAACCCCCCGCAGCAGGGAAGCAAGGCUCAAUAUAGCCGUCGACGCCUCGGACACUGCCAUGGGAGCAGUUUGCAACAAGAUUCAGGUAAAAGGGUUGGCAACCCCUGCUUUCUUUUUACGGACUCUCAGCCCACAACAAAAAGGUACAGUGCUUUUGGCAAGGAGCUCCUUGCGUUCACCACUGACAUACCAAAACAUCUGGGGCACCAACAACCAGGCUUUCAGACGCCUAUCCAGGGUCUCGAUAUCCAUGGACCCAUCCGCAGCAAAGUCGUCUGGCCCGGCAUCAAUAGAGACGUCCGGCAGUGGUGUCGCACCUGCAUCGAAUUUUCAACGCAGUAA
Molecule: messenger RNA, 1740 nt
Organism: Penaeus monodon (black tiger shrimp)
Lineage: Eukaryota; Metazoa; Arthropoda; Malacostraca; Decapoda; Penaeidae
Exons: 6
Coding region: 1-1740 (579 amino acids)
Source: RefSeq, a predicted model, not a curated record